AUAAACGGCCGAUUGUUUUUCAUUUUUAGAAAAUCAACCUUUUACACUUAAAUUUAAAUUGCGUAGCGGACCGAUUUCAGCCCUGGAUUGAAGCAAUACUUUACGUAACUUUGCAGUACGUUCAAAUGACUUUAUCCAGAGGUUUGAAUGACUUGACCAAUACGGCGGCGCCGCCGAGUCCACAGUGGCAGUUCCGCGUUCCGCCGGCAUUAGCGGUGCUGCGUGAGUCCGAGGACCUGUUGCGUUGCAAGCCAACGCACGCGGGCACGCACGCGGACAUGAUGUCCAGAUGGACGGCGUUAAGGUGGGAAUUAAGCGCGGUGACGCGGCGGCUCCUGUUUACCAGCCGGUUGCUAGGCAGCAACAUCAGCUGAUUUACCCCCCCCCCCACACACCCACACCCCCCCUUCCUGGCUAAUCCAUCGGCUCUUCCCUCCUCACCGCGCACUCCUGCCUCGGCUCUGGUGCAGAUAGGCGGCUGAGGGUGGAGCGCGGGAACGGACCGAAGGCGGAAGGGGGUGGCAGUCAGACGGCGGGUGGGGGUGCGAGGCGUGUGUCCAUCGGAGAGGUUCUCUUUCUUUUUGUGUGUGUAUGUGUCUUUCUUUUGUUUUUGCUCCUUUCUUUUCUGUCAGCCCUGCGUUUGGCAGAAGGCUCCCGGCUUGGACCGCAUGCAUGACACAACGCAAAGGCGAGAAACCCACCAUCAGCAUCCAGGAGCACAUGGCCAUUGACGUGUGCCCCGGACCCAUCCAGCCCAUCAAGCAGAUCUCCGACUACUUCCCCCGCUACCCUCGGGGCCUGCCGCCCGUCGGGGCCCCGCGCACCACCCUCUGCGCCGCCCCGGCCGCCGCCUCCGCCUCCGCCUCGGAAAGUGAGGACAGCCCGGACCGGGCGUUCGCCGGAGCUUCGGCUUCCAGGAGAGACGACGAGCCUGACGUGGAGGCGUAUGACUCGGACGACUCCACCACGCUGGGAACGCUGGACUUCAGCUUGCUGUACGACCAGGAGAACAAUGCUCUGCACUGCACCAUUAACAAAGCCAAGGGGCUCAAGCCAAUGGAUCACAACGGGCUCUCGGACCCCUACGUCAAGCUGCACCUUUUACCGGGUGCCAGUAAGGCCAAUAAACUUCGAACCAAGACUCUGCACAACACGCUCAACCCCGUCUGGAGCGAGACGCUGACCUACUAUGGCAUCACCGAUGAAGAUAUGGUCCGAAAAACACUCAGGAUUUCGGUGUGCGACGAGGACAAAUUCCGCCACAACGAGUUCAUCGGCGAGACGCGGAUCCCCCUCAAGAAGCUGAAGCCCAACCAGAGCAAGAACUUCAACAACUGCCUGGAAAAGCAACUACCUGUGAACAAGACGGAGGAAAAGUCGCUGGAGGAGCGAGGGCGCAUCAUGAUCUCCCUGAAAUACAACACCCUCAAGUCGUGCCUGGUGGUGGGCAUCAUACGCUGCGCCCACCUCGCCGCCAUGGAUGCAAACGGAUUCUCCGACCCCUACGUGAAAACGUACCUGAAGCCCGACGAGAACAAAAAGUCAAAGCACAAGACGGCCGUCAAGAAGAAGACGCUUAAUCCCGAGUUCAACGAGGAGUUCUGUUACGACAUCAAGUACGCCGAUCUCACCAAGAAGACCCUGGAGGUGACCGUGUGGGACUACGACAUCGGAAAGUCCAACGAUUUCAUCGGCGGCGUCUCUCUCGGCAUCAACGCCAACGGGGAGCGGCUCAAGCACUGGUUCGACUGCCUCAAGAACAAGGACAAGAAAAUCGAGCGCUGGCACACCCUGACCAACGAAUUACCCGGCUCGCUGAACGACUGAAUGUCGUCCUCGUCCGGCCGUCGGACCCGUCGGACCGGAUCCCACCAUCCCGCUCGACGCCUGCAUCCCAUUUCCACCUUCUUCCCUGCUCCCUCUCGUCGCAUCGAGUACCGGGUAACUUUCAAAAGUAAGCGUCCGCCGGGAC
This is a messenger RNA of Hippocampus comes (tiger tail seahorse), 1972 nucleotides long. It is a transcript of the gene doc2b, whose product is annotated as double C2-like domains, beta. Bases 592 to 1827 code for a protein of 411 amino acids. Gene Ontology annotation, biological process: exocytosis; spontaneous neurotransmitter secretion; regulation of calcium ion-dependent exocytosis. NCBI's taxonomy places the organism in Eukaryota, Metazoa, Chordata, Actinopteri, Syngnathiformes, Syngnathidae. The transcript is spliced from 9 exons. Gene Ontology annotation, cellular component: membrane; synapse. The record is from RefSeq and is a predicted model, not a curated record.